This is a messenger RNA of Ornithodoros turicata, 2870 nucleotides long. RefSeq names its product lysosomal alpha-glucosidase-like. Gene Ontology annotation, molecular function: alpha-1,4-glucosidase activity; carbohydrate binding. The record is from RefSeq and is a predicted model, not a curated record. Lineage: Eukaryota; Metazoa; Arthropoda; Arachnida; Ixodida; Argasidae. The coding region runs from base 79 to 2787 and encodes 902 amino acids. Gene Ontology annotation, biological process: carbohydrate metabolic process. The transcript has 19 exons.
GAUUUACAACGCCUACUUACGUGUCAAAACAGUUCGCCAGAGACGUCUUCCUGCUUUCCGCGUGAACUGCUGCUCAGGAUGUUAAGAGCAGUGAUCAUGACGUUGUGCUUCUUCGCAAUGGCACAUAACAUUGCAAGGGCCACCCGCCAUCGUACGCCGAGGAAUGUUGAUGACCCCGAGAACGUCGUUGAUGACCCAGACCUGGCUGCGAAGUGCGAGACCGUUGCGAUGGACGACCGCAUCGAGUGUCCCGUUCCUGGCCACAACAUGGACGACACGCUGUGCAAUCAAGUGGGCUGUUGUGUAAACCGCAAUUUCGACCAUCAACCGGAAUUAUGCUUCUUUCCACCCGAUUAUAUGAGGUACAGAGUAAUAUCCAUCGACGAUGACAGAGAAACCAUCAACAUCACGCUAGAAGUCAAUAAUCCCAUGAAGCUGCUUUUAACUGAACACAGUGUUUCAGUAUCAGUCUCCUAUCACUCCAAGGAAGUGGCCAGGGUUUUGGUGGACCGUGUGCGACUCCCUGGUGACGAGUACACGUAUUUUCCACGGGUGCCCAUCCUCGCUAAGGGAGGUGUUUCCGUCGACGACAUCAUGUACGACGUGGUGCCCUUGACGAACGGAAUGCUCAAUAUCAACAGAAGAGACGAGGGCGGAGGUACAGAGAAGGGCGUGCCAAUUUUCAGUAGCAACUUCUCGUACAUGACAUUCGACCAGCAUUACAAGCAAUUGACGCUGUUUCUUGCGUCGAGAAGCGUCUACGGCUUGGGAACACGUCUGACUCCUUUGCAGCUGCCGAUACUUAGUGAUUUCUUUCUGUUCAACCGGGAACUGGGACCUGAGAGGGAUGGCAUGGGUCGAAGCACUCAUCCGAUGUACAUGUGCCUGGAACGUGGAGGGAAAGCGCAUGGUGUCUAUCUUCACAACAGCAAUGCAAUGGAGGUAAAGCUCAGGCCACAACCAUCGGUGACUUUCAAGGCGUAUGGAGGCAAAUUGGACUUUUAUGUCUUUAUGGGCCCUACACCUGCCGAUGUGGUGCGACAGUACCUGGAACUUGUGGGAAAGCCGACAAUGCCUCCGUACUGGGGCUUGGGCUACCACCAUUCCCGUCACGGAUACGAAUCACUCCAAGAUAUCAGGAACUUCAUGUUAAGGAGCUCCCGUGAUGCUCUACCCGUAGAGUCGGUAUGGGUCGGCCACGAAACCUACGCAGAUGACCACUUCAUCUUCACUCUGUCAGAGAGGUUUCGCGGACUUAAGCAGGUUGUGGGAGAAUUGCACAGCAAGAAUCAGUAUUGCGUCCUGAAUUUCCCACCGUUCGUGCGGAAACCUUCCGGUGAGUAUCACACUUAUGACCAGGGUCUCCAAAUGAAGGCGUUCGUCAGGAACUAUUCUGGUUUAUUUGACCCUCAUCAUUUGGCCACAUGCACUGUUCAGCGUGGCGUCGAUGCUGUGUACGUGGACUUCACAGCUGACGACGCGAUGUAUUAUUGGGGAGCCCAGCUGCGUCUUUUUCAUGAUGACCUAUACUUUGACGGCGCCUGGCUCACGCACACGAAUCCACGGUGCUACCACCGUGACGCCUCUCAGUGUGAUUCGGCGUCCGACCUCGAGCAUCCUUCAGCUAACCCUCCGGAGAGACUCAAUUUGCACACUCUGUGCAUGGAAGACCAAUUCUUCUUCUUGAAGCACUACGACAUGCAUAACCUUUACGGGUACUACGCAGCCAUGAUCACACACGAGGCUAUGGUGCACCAUUUUUACAAGCGGCCUUUCAUCAUGACCGGAACUACUUUCGCUGGCCAGGGCAAGUGGUCGGGCCAGUGGACGGGCGAAUCGAACUCAACUUGGGAAAGCAUGCGGGAAUCCAUACCAAUGAUCCUGACAUCAAACCUGCUGGGGAUGCCUUUCGUGGGUGCUGACAUAUGUGGUACAAAUGGGAACGCUACGCCGUCUCUGUGUGCUCGGUGGCACGCCCUGGGUGCCUUCUACCCGUUUGCCAGGAACCACAACGGCAAGGGCUUCGUGGACCAAGACCCAGCUGCACUGUUCAUCUCGGAUCAAGUUCGCAGCCCGCUUAGGACACGCCUUGAACUGUUACCAUAUUUGUACACGCUGUUCUACAGGAACAGUGUCCACGGUGAACCUGUCAUGAGACCGCUCUUCUAUGAGUUCCCUGAAGACCAGCGCACGCACAACAUCGACACCCAGUUCAUGUGGGGACCGGCUCUACUCAUCAACCCUAUACUCUAUCCUGACGUGACCGGCAUGGCUCCAUACAUUCCGCGGGAAGUAUGGUUCGACUAUUACACAGGGGAGCCCGUGCUAAGGUACCAAGGAACGAAAGGGGAAUGUGAUGCUAAGUCUGUUGACAUCUGCAUCCUCAUUCGUUGGGGGUACGUCAUUCCAAUACAGGAACCUGGUUUGACUACAGCUGAGAGCCGGAAGAAGGAGUUUCGAUUGAUCGUUGCACUUGCGCCCGGCAAUAAUGCGACAGGAGAACUUUUCUGGGAUGACGGAAUAUCAGCGGACACCAUAGGGACGGGCAACUACACGCUCUAUAGCUUUAAAGUGAUACAGAGUCGACUUGUUGCAGACCUCGUUAACCAUGGCUACGAAACCGGCUUGAAGUUGGUGGCCAUCAAGGUCUUGGGUGUGCUGGAGGAACCAGAAGCAGUUAAGAUAAACGAUGUUACUACCACAUAUACCUAUAACGGGGAAUCCAUGGUUUUGAACAUCGACACUCACGGCUUGAUCAUGGAUGAGAGCUUCACCGCGACCUGGUGACGAUGGCUGGAACUACAGCUCUAUAAGGGUAGUCCCGUGGGUCGGCGAGAUAUUGUUUUUUUUUCUUUUUCUUAUUAAAACCU